Jaculus jaculus (lesser Egyptian jerboa) is the source of this 11443-nucleotide messenger RNA. It is a transcript of the gene Zzef1, whose product is annotated as zinc finger ZZ-type and EF-hand domain containing 1. The transcript is spliced from 55 exons. NCBI's taxonomy places the organism in Eukaryota, Metazoa, Chordata, Mammalia, Rodentia, Dipodidae. Gene Ontology annotation, cellular component: postsynapse. The coding region runs from base 98 to 8995 and encodes 2965 amino acids. The record is from RefSeq and is a predicted model, not a curated record. Gene Ontology annotation, molecular function: ubiquitin-like protein ligase activity; calcium ion binding; zinc ion binding. Gene Ontology annotation, biological process: regulation of synaptic plasticity; protein ubiquitination.
GCCCGCUUGCCCGCCCGCUGGGAGCUGUCGGAGGUUGACAGGUCGUGGCAGGGAGCCGGUGGCGGCGGCACAGCCGAGUACCCAAGACGGAAGCCCCAUGGGGAACACUUCGAGUAACAGCAGUGAAGACGAAGCGGCAGCGGCCGGGGGCGAAGGUUGGGGCCCACACCAGGACUGGGCCGCCGACUCGGGCACGACCCUCGGCCCGGGCCCUGCGGCCGCCGCGCUCCCGCCCGCCGCGGCAUUGCUGGAACCCGUCCGGUUGCGCGAGGCGGCGGCCGCCCUGCGGCCCGCACCGCCCUGCGAGUCCCUUGUGUCUAGGCAUCACGGCGCGCUGUUGCGCUGGCUGGAGGAGCGGCUGGGCCGCGGUGAAGAGUCCGUCACCCUGGAGCAGUUCCGAGAGUUGCUGGAGGCUCGCGGCGCCGGCUGUUCGGGCGAGCAGUUCGAGGAGGCCUUUGCCCAAUUUGAUGCUGAGGGUGAUGGGACAGUUGAUGCAGAGAACAUGUUGGAGGCCCUCAAGAACUCCAGUGGAGCAAAUCUUCAAGGGGAGCUGAGCCAUAUCAUCAGACAGCUACAAGCCUGCUCUCUUGUUCCAGGUUUCAUCGACAUUUUCUCAGAGUCAAAGGAGGGCCUCAGUGUUCACUCGUCAAUGAUACUGCGCUUUCUGCACCGCAAUCGGAUCUCUAGCACGGUGAUUCCCUACCCGAUGUUGGACCAUUGCAAUAACAUGUGCACCAUGCGAUCUUCCGUUCUGAAGGAGUCUUUGGAUCAACUGGUUCAGAAAGAAAAGGAAAGCCCUGGAGAUCUAGCCAGAAGUCCAGAGAUAGAUAAACUCACAAAGUCAGUCACAAAGUGCUAUGCUUAUAUAGAAACAUCCUCCAAUCCUGCAGACAUCUAUAGGAUGACAAAUGGAGAAACAUCAUCUUACUGGCAGUCAGAUGGCAGUGCCCGCUCACACUGGAUUCGUUUAAAAAUGAAGCCAGAUGUUGUACUUAGGCACCUGUCCAUUGCAGUGGCUUCCACUGACCAAAGCUACAUGCCACAGCAGGUGACAGUAGCUGUGGGAAGAAAUGCCAACGAUCUCCAGGAAGUCCGAGACGUGCACAUCCCUAGCAAUGUCACUGGUUAUGUGACCCUACUGGAAAACGCCAACAUCACUCAACUCUAUGUCCAGAUUAACAUAAAGCGUUGCCUCAGCGAUGGAUGUGACACUAGGAUUCACGGUCUGAGGGCUAUUGGUUUUCAGAGAAUUAAGAAGUCUGGGGUCUCAGUCUCUGAUGCUUCUGCAAUAUGGUAUUGGUCUCUGCUGACAUCUCUGGUAACAGCCUCUAUGGAGACAAAUCCUGCCUUUGUCCAGACAGUGUUACACAAUACUCAGAAAGCACUGCAGCACAUGCCACCAUUCUCCCUUUCACCUGGAUCUGCAGACUUCUCAACCUUCCUGUCUCCCAAUGUUCUGGAAGAAGUGGACAGCUUCCUCCUAAGGAUAACCAGCUGCUGUUCUACUCCAGAGGUAGAACUGACACUUCUGGCUUUUGCACUAGCAAGAGGAAGUGUUGCCAAAGUAAUGAAGUCUCUGUGCACCAUCACUGACCACCUAGACACACAGUAUGAAGCCUCCUCCCUCAUCUCAUCCAUGGCAUCUGUCAGGCAGAAUCUGCUCCUCAAAUAUGGUAAACCACUCCAGUUGACUCUUCAGGCUUGUGAUGUCAAAGGGAAAGAAGAUAAGUCAGGACCUGAAAACCUUCUUGUGGAGCCAUGGACAAGGGAUGGUUUUCUUACAGAAACUGGAAAAAACAGAGCAAGCACUAUUUUUUCAACAGGAACUGACUCUGCGUUCCAAGUUACACAGAUCAGAAUUAUGGUUCGACGUGGAGGCAUUGGUGCCCAGUGUGGGUUGGUAUUUGCCUAUAAUUCACCUUCUGAUAAAUUUCAUGCAGAAGAGCAUUUUAAGCGGUUUGAAAAAUAUGACAAAUGGAAGCUUCAGGAACUCAGGCAAUUUGUAAAAAGCAGGAUUGGUUGCUCAUCUGAUGACCUUGGAGAGGAUGAUCCUAUUGGCUGGUUUGAGCUGGAAGAAGAGUGGGAUGAAGCUGAUGUCAAGUUGCAGCAAUGCAGAGUUGCCAAAUAUUUGAUGGUGAAGUUCCUCUGCACCCGUCAGGAGACAGCAGAUCGGUUAGGAGUACAAGGCUUGAGCAUCAGUGGAUACCUCCGGCCUGCAAGAGUGGAGACAGAGCAGAACAUCCUCUGUACCCAUUGCAGAAAGGACUCAGAGAAUGUCUGUGGGGCUACCCUGCUCCUCAAGACCCUCCAGUUCAUCCAGCAGCUCGCCCAUGACCUGGUGCAACAGAAAGAAAGUGGCUUAAAAUGUAAAUCUUUUCUGGACUUCGCGGGUCUUGAUUUGCAGAUCUUCUGGAAAUUUUACAGUAAAUUAAAGCAAAACCCAAGGGAGGAAUGCAUCUAUGCCCAGACCCUCCUGCUGCAGCUCCUACAGAGCUGCUUCUCAGUGCUGCAGGAAGAUGCACCUGCUGCCUCCGAGGAGAAGUCUACAGCCCAACACUCUGAGGGAGUGCAGGCUGCCAAGGAGCUCUACACACAUCUAUGUGAUGUGGUGGAUAGAGCUGAUGGAGAGUCCAUGCCCAUGGAAAUAUUAAAACAAGAAAUCAGAAACACCCUUCUCAAUGGGGCUGCCAUUUUCUUUCCUGAUCGACAGACUCGAAGAAACCAUCUCUUCACCAUGAUGAAGAAUGUCACCGAACAGGAACACAAGCAAUCCCUGCAGCUCACUUUCCGUUCGCUGUGCACACAUUUUAGUGAUAAGGAUCCAGGAGGCCUUCUACUUUUACCUGAGAAAAGCGACCUGACCAACACGAACAUCAGUGAAGUCCUGGCGGUCAUGAACACCCUCCUCUCUGUUGCAACUCGAGAGUGUGAGCUAUUGAUGCUCAGCGGGGCCCAUGGGGAGGUUGGCUCUGUGCUCUUCUCCCUAUUCUGGUCUGUCCAAGGCAGCCUGCUCUCCUGGUGCUACCUACAGCUGAAGAGCACGGACUCUGCAGCCAAAGAGUUGGCCACGGAUCUUAUUGAAAAAUAUGUGGGGCAGUUUCUGGCAAGCAUGAGAGUAAUUUUGGAAUCCCUUUUGUCACAGUAUAGUGGAAAAACCAUAGUAGAAAAAUUGUGUAAUUCAGUGUUUUCUAUGGCACCUCGUCAACUGGUCAUCUUCUUGCUGGACUUCUGCACUUUAGACAUUUCCCACUGCACACUCCUGAGAGAGUUCAGUGCCCUCACAGAGCUGUUGAAGAGGCUCUGCAGUGACCCUGAAGGAGGCCUAAACAAGCUGGAUGUGGAAACCUGGCAGCAGGAGCAACCUGUGGUCUUGCAUUCAUGGACCAAAGAAUCUUCCCACAACUAUGAAAAUAACUGCCAUGAAGUGUCUGUCUUCGUUAGCCCAGGGGCAACCUAUUUUGAGGUGGAAUUUGAUGAGAGGUGUGAAACUGAAAAAAGGUAUGAUUAUCUGGAAUUUACUGACUCUAGAGGUGGGAAGACACGUUACGACACAAAAGUUGGCACUUAUAAAUGGCCCAAGAAAGUGACCUUUAAGGAUGGACCUCGGCUGCAAUUCCUCUUUCACUCUGACAGCAGUAACAAUGAGUGGGGCUACAAGUUCACUGUCACUGCCUACGGUCUGCCUGAUGUUGCUGUGUCAUGGGGCUUGGACUUACAACUACUUGUCUCCCGAUUGAUGGGGCGCCUUGCCUCCCAGUGCAUGGCACUCAAAUCAGCACAUCAGCUAGGCAGUUACAUGGCAAUGCCUCAGGCGAAAAUGACUUCAGUCCUGAACUCUCCACUGUGGAAACCCAUCUUCAGGCAUCAGAUUUGUCCAGAGUUGGAAUUAGAAGCAAGCUGGCCCACUCACCCAUACCAGGAUGGGAAGGAGGUUAAGAACAUCCCUGAUGAUCCCUGCCGCCAUUUUCUGCUUGAUUUUGCCCAGUCAGAGCCUGCUCAGAACUUCUGUGGGCCAUAUUCAGAACUUUUCAAAGGAUUCAUACAGGCAUGUAGAAAACAGGCCCCAAAGACAGAUAUAGUUGCUGGUUCCACUAUUGAUCAAGCUGUGAACGCCACCUUUGCUGCUCUGGUGUAUCGCACUCCAGAUUUAUAUGAGAAGCUGCAAAAAUAUGUAAACAGUGGGGGCAAGAUAGCCCUUAGUGAGGAGUUUGCCCAGGUGUAUUCCCUGGCAGAUGGAAUUCGAAUAUGGAUGUUAGAAAUGAAGCAGAAGUCCCUGAUGAGCCUGGGGAGCGAGGCAGAAGAUAAACACUGUUUGGAAGUGGCAGAGGUGAACCCGGAGAGCCUGGCAAAAGAAUGUAUUCAGAAAAGUCUACUGUUACUAAAAUUUUUGCCCACGGGCAAAAGUUCAAAUGAGAAGUGUGACAAGGUGGUGACUGCUGAUGAAAUUGGUCAUCUCCAGCCACUUGACACGUGUCAGAGGACAAGCUCUAUAGCAGAAGAGCACUUUCAAGCCUCCACAUCUCCCACAGAAGCAAAACUCCUGACUGUGGGAGAAAAAAGUUCUGGCUUAGAGAUCCAGCCAAAGCUGCCAACCAGCAGUGGACUUCCUGCUACAGAACUAUCCACAGCUGAAGAGCCCUCCUCACCUUCCACACCUACCCGGCGGCCUCCCUUCACCCGAGGGCGACUCCGGCUGCUGUCUUUCAGAUCCAUGGAGGAGGCCAAACCUGUGCCCACAGUCAAAGAGAAAUACCCAGUUUUGAAGGAUGUCAUGGACUUCAUUAAAGAUCAGUCACUCUCACAUGAGAGUGUUGUAAAGGUUCUUUCCUUGAAGAAAGCCCAAGCCCAGAGCAUCCUUGAAGUCUUGAGGAUAAUUCAGUACUGUACAGAAUCCCUUGGACAGCCUCACUGCUUCCAUCCACCAUAUAUACUUUUCCUGUUGGAACUUCUCACCUGUCAGAAAGAUUUUACCAAUUACUUUGGACAUUUGGAAGGCUGCGGUGUUGAUCUACACAAAGAAAUACGAGACACUUACUAUCAACUUGUUCUGUUUUUGGUCAAAGCAAUUAAAGGAUUUAAUAGCAUAAAUGACAGGUCUCUGCUGCCUGCUUUAUCCUGUGUUCAGACAGCCCUGCUUCAUCUUCUGGAUAUGGGCUGGGAACCCAGUGAUCUUGCCUUCUUUGUUGAUAUUCAGUUACCAGACCUCCUCAUGAAAAUGUCACAAGAAAAUAUAAGUGUCCAUGACAGUGUGAUCAGCCAGUGGAGUGAAGAAGAUGAACUCGCUGAUGCCAAGCAGAAUUCAGAAUGGAUGGAUGAGUGUCAGGAUGGCAUGUUUGAGGCCUGGUAUGAAAAAAUAGCCCAGGAGGACCCAGAGAAGCAGAGGAAAAUGCACAUGUUUAUUGCCCGCUACUGUGACCUAUUAAACGUAGAUAUCUCUUGUGAUGGGUGUGAUGAGAUUGCCCCCUGGCAUCGCUACCGCUGUCUGCAGUGCAGUGACAUGGAUCUCUGCAAAACUUGCUUCCUAGGUGGAGUGAAGCCAGAGGGCCAUGGAGAUGACCAUGAGAUGGUCAACAUGGAGUUUACCUGUGACCACUGCCAGGGUUUGAUCAUAGGCCGGAGAAUGAAUUGUAAUGUAUGUGAUGACUUUGAUCUUUGCUAUGGAUGCUACGCAGAAAAGAAAUAUUCCUCUUGCCACCUGCCAACCCACAGCAUCACAGCCCACCCUAUGGUGACUAUUCGGAUCAGUGACCGGCAGAGGCUCAUCCAGCCCUACAUCCACAACUAUUCCUGGCUGCUCUUUGCCUCCCUGGCUCUCUAUAGUGCCCACCUGACCAGCACAGAGGAUGUGGAUGGGGAGCGACUGGACCCUCAGACCCACAGUAGUGCUGCCACCCUACGGAGUCAGUGCAUGCAGCUUGUUGGGGACUGUCUGAUGAAGGCUCACCAAGGCAAAAGCCUUAAAGCUCUAGCUCUUCUGGGUAUAUUGCCAGAUAGUGACUCCACCUCAGAAAAUCAGGCCUUACCAGCCAUGACACCCACCCAGUCAUCAGAGGAGCAGCUAGAAAAGAAAGCUUUCCAGCUUGCAGAAAAGCCAGCAGAGGCUGCCCCAUUCGUGCACUGCAAUGGAAAAGGAGCUGCAGAUACAGAAGUCAGACCCUUGGAUGAUAAGCAGAGAGAGGAGGCAGGUGAAGGUUUCUCGUUAAUGAGGAGUCCUUCAUGCCAGACCCAAACUUCAGAUGCACCUGCAAAUGCUCAAAUGCGUCCAGGACUUCCAGAUGCAGAAAAUUCUGAAGUAUCAUCACAGGAGCCAAUAAAGGAAAAGGCGAUUACUCCAAACCCUGAACAAGUGUUUGCAGAGUGUUCCCAGAAGAGGAUUUUGGGAUUGCUAGCAGCCAUGUUACCUCCUAUCAAGAUGGGUCCUACAGUCCCCCUGGUAGACCUGGAGCACGUCCUCCCACUCAUGUUUCAGGUUGUCAUCUCCAACGCGGGCCAUCUGAAUGAGACCUACCACCUUACCCUGGGACUUCUUGGCCAGUUAAUCGUCCGUCUUUUACCAGCAGAGGUGGAUGCUGCAGUGAUCAAGGUCCUCUCAGCCAAACACAACCUGUUCACUGCAGGCGACAGUGCCAUUGUGCCAGAUGGCUGGAAGACCACUCAUCUGCUCUUCAGCCUGGGAGCUGUGUGCCUGGACAGCCGAGUGGGCUUAGACUGGGCCUGUUCCAUGGCAGAGAUUCUCCGAUCACUCAACAAUGCCCCACUGUGGCGAGACGUCAUUGCCACCUUCACAGACCACUGCAUCAAGCAGCUGCCAUUCCACCUGAAGCACACCAACAUCUUCACCCUGCUGGUGCUUGUUGGCUUUCCCCAGGUCCUCUGUGUGGGAACCCGCUGUGUGUAUAUGGAUAAUGCCAAUGAACCCCAUAAUGUGAUCAUCUUGAAGCACUUUACGGAGAAGAAUAGAGCUGUAAUUGUUGACGUCAAAACCAGGAAAAGGAAAACAGUGAAAGAUUACCAGCUGGUCCAGAAAGGAGGAGGACAAGAAUAUGGCAACUCUCAGGCCCAGCUGAGCCAGUACUCUCAGCACUUUGCCUUUAUCGCCAGUCACCUUCUUCAAGCCAGCAUGGACAGCCACUGUCCUGAGGCAGUGGAAGCAACUUGGGUCCUGUCCCUGGCCCUCAAAGGUUUAUAUAGAACACUAAAGGCUCACAAUUUUGAAGAGAUGCAUGCCACCUUCCUUCAGACUGAUCUGCUCAAGCUACUGGUGAAGAAGUGCAGCAAAGGGACCGGCUUCAGCAAGACAUGGCUCCUGCGGGACCUGGAGAUCCUGUCCAUCAUGCUGUAUUCCUCAAAAAAGGAGAUCAGCACUCUGGAUGAGCAUGGAGACCUCGAGCUGGAUGAGCGAGGAGACCAAGAAGAAGAGGCGGAACGGCCAAUCAGCAGCCCUGGGGAACAGGAGCAGAAAAAGCUAGACCCUCUUGAAGGCCUCGACGAGCCCACCAGAGUAUGUUUCUUGAUUGCUCAUGAUGCCCUCAAUGCCCCUUUGCACAUUCUUCGGGCCGUAUAUGAACAGCAGAUGAAAAAGACGGACUCUUUUUUCCUGGAGGUUCAGAAGAGGUUUGAAAGCGAUGAGCUCACCACUGAUGAGAAAAUAUGCUCCUUGGCACAGAAAUGGCAGCCCAGUAGGAGUCUGAGGCUGGAAGAGCAGAGUGCCAAAGCUGUGGACACGGACAUGAUUAUCUUGCCAUGCUUGUCCCGGCCUGCUCGCUGUGACCAAGCUACUGCUGAAUCUAACCCUGUGACCCAGAAGCUGAUUUCCAGUACAGAGAGUGAGCUGCAGCAGAGCUAUGCCAAGCAGCGCCGGAGCAAGAGUGCUGCCCUCCUGCAUAAGGAGCUGAACUGCAAAAGCAAGAGGGCUAUUCGGGACUACCUCUUCAGAGUGAAUGAGGCCACAGCUGUCUUGUAUGCACGUCAUGUGCUCGCCUCCCUGCUUGCCGAGUGGCCAGGGCAUGUUCCAGUGAGUGAGGACAUCCUGGAGCUAAGCGGCCCUGCCCAUAUGACCUACAUUUUGGAUAUGUUCAUGCAGCUGGAAGAAAAGCACCAGUGGGAGAAGAUCCUGCAGAAGGUGCUCCAGGGCUGCCGAGAGAACAUGCUGGGGACCAUGGCUUUGGCUGCCUGCCAGUUCAUGGAGGAGCCAGGAAUGGAAGUGCAAGUGAGGGAAUCAAAACACCCAUAUAACAACAACACCAGCUUUGAGGAUAAAGUUCACAUUCCUGGUGCAAUCUACCUCUCAGUCAAAUUUGAUCCUCAGUGCAAUACAGAGGAAGGCUGUGAUGAACUAACAAUGUCUAGCAGUAGUGACUUUCAACAAGAUCGACACAAUUUCAGUGGGUCUCAACAGAAAUGGAAAGAUUUUGAACUUCCAGGAGACACUCUGUAUUACCGAUUUACCUCUGACAUGAGCAACACCGAGUGGGGCUACAGAUUCACUGUAACAGCUGGACACCUGGGGCGCUUCCAGACAGGCUUUGAGAUUUUGAAGCAGAUGUUGUCUGAAGAAAAGGUUAUACCUCACCUUCCAUUGGCCAAGAUCUGGGAAUGGCUAGUGGGUGUGGCCUGCCGCCAAACUGGUCAUCAGCGACUAAAAGCCAUCCACUUGCUUCUGAGGAUUGUGCUGUGCUGCACCCACAGUGACCUCUGUGAUCUUGCGCUGUUGAAGCCCCUGUGGCAGCUCUUUACCUACAUGGAGUAUGGCCUGUUUGAGGAUGUGACACAGCCUGGCAUCCUCCUGCCCCUGCACCGUGCCCUCACAGAACUCUUCUUUGUUACUGAGAACCGUGCCCAGGAGCUUGGCCUGCUGCAAGAGUACCUGCUGGCCUUAACUACCGAGGACCACCUUCUCCGCUGUGCAGCACAGGCUCUGCAGAAUAUUGCUGCCAUCAGCCUGGCCAUCAACUACCCAAACAAAGCCACCCACCUCUGGAAUGUUGAGUGUUAGCCUCAGAGUGGCAUGCAUGGACCCACUAAUCUGUCCAUAGGGGUUUAGAGCAGACCUCCAGCCUUGUUCAGGAAACCUCUGUGGCCUCCUAGCCCAGCUCUCUUCGACCCAACCCUUUUCUCCCCUCCCAUUCGGAUGCCAAGCAACUGCCUCUCCAAGAAGGCCCCAUGUGCAGGCUCCACACAUGCCCAGACCAUCACACAUGCGAGAAGCAUAGCCAUGCAGAGUGACUCAGAAAGGGCUUCAAGGAGGCCAUUGGGGUCCACUUCCUCCAGGGAAGUCUCUGGAAGGGUACUGUCUCCACUGAACUGGAGCCACCUACACUUGCCGUCAGGUAAGGCACUGUCCACUUAGAGCAGCCUUCUUAUUGAGACCUGCAGCUCACAGCAACAGUAGCCUGGCUGGGAACCCAAGCCAAGCUACAACCAUCUCGAGCACCUCCCAACCACCUAUGAUCCCCAAGCAGUCAGCACAUGACAGAUGUCAGCUAGCAAUUCCUUGGUAAGAACAAGUGCCCUUGGGAACAGCCAGCAGACUGCCCUGCACGUCACCCCCACAGUGGCUCCAAGCAUGCAUGUCUGCAGUUCUUCAGUUUUAAUAUGUUUUGGUUUCCCCCUUGUGUUUUUAGAAGAGAAUCACACUUAACUUUCAAGUGGGCCCCUGGAAUACCUAGGGACAAACUGGUAUGUAAAAGUGGCAGAAGUGGAUGGAUUCUGGUUUCUGCCCCUCAGACCAAAAUUGCUCUCAGGAGUUCUUGUUUUAAGAGUCAAACCCCACCUGAUUUUAUUUCUGCUCCAAGGUCUUGGUGAUCGAUCACACCUGCCACCUUUGGCCUCUGUGUGACUAUUUAACCAUCACCUGCCUAGCAAUAACUACAUUAGUUUCAGUGAAUGCUGUUUUACAUUUUUCUAUGUAUGGUUUUAGCCUCCCCCUGAAGUUCUGGCAAGGAGUCUUUUUCCAGAGCUGCACGCAGAGUGGGAAUCUGGUUUGGUAUGUCUGCCAUGGACCAGCUGAGGGACUUAAGCAAUGAAGAAUGCCUGAGGCGCCUGCUGUUUAAAGGCAGGUAUCUAGCCAGAGGCACAUCCCUUCUUCAAGGUCCAGCCCAAGGAAGGCUCAUCACAGCCAGGGCCAAACUUGACCAGUUGGCAUUGUCAUAUCCCUGGUACACUCCUUGGCCUCUGAAGACUCCUCUGGGGGGUGUGCGGGGGUCUGGAAUGGCAGAGCCUGCAGGUCUGGAAACAUCUGGCAAAGAUGCUCUUCCAUCUGGUGCAGCACCUGCACAGCCCUAGAAUGAGGUUUUCAGCCACAGGCUCCAGGGCUUAAGCAAAGGUUAUAGAGUAAGAGGGGUGGGGUCCAUAGAAGAUAGGAAAAAAGGGAGUGGCUAACUUCCAGUCAUCAAAGAGGGUCUGGCCUAGCUCCUGUAGGUUUUGACAUAUAAAGGCAGAUAGUGCUGGCUUAGAGAAAAUGAAACCUCUUUCCCUCCUUGCUCUUUGCCAAAGUCUUCUUGCUUUGCAAGCUGCCUACACCCUAGCGAAGGCCAUGUUACAUGCCACUCCACUCCAAGUUGGUCUGAGAGAGGAGUUUCCCCAGGUGGGAAUCAGAGCAAGGCUCAGUGUUUGGUGAAGAGGCCUCACUGUAGGCUCAGACCCUGUAACAGUUGGAAGAUGGAUGAGGAGAUGGCACAGCCACACCCUCUGCACUUCACACCAACUGAGUCAAGUGGGUCAGACAUGCAGAGAAGAGCUGGAGGCCUUCCUCAGGACACUGACCACCAGCUCUCCUCCUGUCGUCGUCCCCCCCCAUCAAGAAGAGCAAUUGUAAAUAGAUGCUGGACUCCUCAUAGCUUCCCCCACUCAGCACCUUUGCUGUUUUGGUGACUGUGCUUCAGUUUGCAUAGAACCAGCCUGAGUUUUCCCUCAUUAUCCCCUCCUCCACCCCCUUGCUGUCUGGCAGGGCCCCUCCUAGCCUGGCUGCUCUGCAGCCAACACCACCUCUUCUUCAGGUCACUGGGUGGCACUGCUGAGCCAGACCCUCUCCCAACUGACCCCAGCCCCAGGCAGUGGGAUCCCAAAGGAUUUCCAUCAAGACCAACAUCCCAUUGACCUGUCCUAGGAGGCAAAACUGCCUGGAACAGGACAAAGCUGGCAGGAAUAAGGGGUCGUGGAAACAUGUGCCUAAUCUAUAAAGAAUUCUGUUCCAAAUCAUAUAUAUUGUAUAGACACUGUUCUAAUGAGAGGAGUGACUUAUUUUCAUCAUCGUUUUUAAUUUGUUUUCUUACGGGUUUACAAUUUUGGAUUUUUCUUAUUUGGUUGAUAGAAGGAAUUUUGAUUAUAUCAGCUGAGUGAGUUCAGCCUGUAAAAAGGAUGUUUUAAGUUGUGGAUAAGAUAUGCAAAUGAAGAGAAAUAUAUUGCACAAAUUCUAUAUAAAAAAGUACAACUGUGUGUGGAA